Messenger RNA from Solea senegalensis (Senegalese sole), 1737 nucleotides. RefSeq names its product N-acetyllactosaminide beta-1,3-N-acetylglucosaminyltransferase 3-like. Gene Ontology annotation, cellular component: membrane. The record is from RefSeq and is a predicted model, not a curated record. The coding region runs from base 175 to 1314 and encodes 379 amino acids. NCBI's taxonomy places the organism in Eukaryota, Metazoa, Chordata, Actinopteri, Pleuronectiformes, Soleidae. The transcript is spliced from 2 exons. Gene Ontology annotation, molecular function: hexosyltransferase activity.
ACUACGUAUCAUGCUAGCAUGACAUAAUAAAAUCGCUACCUGUCAGGUGCUAGGUGAAACGUCACAGUCGACGCAUAAAAUACGUCUGUCCAGUAACCGGCAGUCGGAUGACGUCACCAGCAACGACCCGAGCAAACUGGAUUCUGUCAGAACGUGAUUUACAGAGAUUAAAGGAUGAGAAGAAUGAGAACCAGAGAAUUCAUGGUGGCAGUAGCUCUUGGUGUGCUGUUUCUCCAUCUGUGUAAUUAUUUUAGUGACCAGAAAACCAUUUGGCUCCAUAAUAAUGAGGGAAAGGUGGAGGAAAAUCAAAUAUGGCAACCCAACAAAAACAGCACCUACAUCUUUUCAUGGUCAGCAUGUCAACAAAAUACAUUUGCUGCCAACACCACAGAUUUCAACUAUCUUCCUGAACAUAUACAAAACUUUCUGUACUAUCGACACUGUCGGCAUUUCCCCAUGCUACUGAACGUUCCAGAUAAAUGUGGAGGAGCGAAUAAAUCUGCAGAUGUCUUCCUCCUUCUGGUCAUUAAAAGCUCCCCAAGAAACUACGAACGUAGAGAGGUACUGCGCAAAACCUGGGCUAAAGAGAGAUUGCACAAUGGUAAGAAGAUUCACAGGGUCUUCAUCUCAGGAACAACUGAUAUCAGUUCUGAAACAGUGAGGCAGAACAAACUACUUGAACUGGAGCAUCAUGAGUACAAUGACAUUCUCCAAUGGGACUUUGUGGACACAUUCCUCAACCUCACACUGAAGCAGAUACUCUUCCUCGAAUGGAUGGAGAGGAACUGUCCGAAUGCUCGCUUCUUGCUGAAUGGCGAUGAUGAUGUUUUUGCCAACACAGACAACAUGGUGGAGUAUCUCCAAAGCCUCAAGGACAAUGAUGGAGGCAAACACCUCUUUGCCGGCCAUUUGAUACAGAAUGUUGGACCCAUCAGAUUAUAUGGAAAUAAGUACUUUAUACCAGUUCAAGUAUAUGUGCCAGAAUCAUACCCCCCUUAUUGUGGUGGUGGGGGCUUCCUCCUGUCUGGCUAUACAGCUAUGGUCAUAUACAAUGUGUCUCAGUACAUUACCAUAUUUCCUAUUGAUGAUGUUUACAUGGGGAUGUGCCUGGCCAAAGCAGGGCUUAGUCCUGUUUCCCAUAUGGGUGUGAAGACUGCAGGAAUAAACAUUCCCUCCAGUAAAGUGGACGAUUAUGACCCUUGCUAUUAUAAAGAUAUGUUAUUGGUGCACAGAUUCAUUCCUGGUACCACAUAUCUUUUGUGGCAAAAAAUACAUGACCCUGAUCUAAAAUGUGAAAACACAUUAGUAUCAUGAAAUUGUACCAUAUCUGGUUGUCACUGACGUUAUGAGCCUGUACAAGGUCUUUUUACCUGCAUCACAGGAGCAUGUUUGAAGUGAACCUACAUCUGUUUGUAAGGUGUUUGUUGUACUUUACUGUUUGUAAGUAACCUCAGGAAGCAAAUAAAUCAUAACCACAACAUCUAUCUAAUGACAUUGCUUCCAUAUCGCCUCUGUGUAUCAAGUUGUUGUUGUUUAAUGAGUGGUGAAAGCUGCACUGCAUUCAGAUAAACAGAAAAUGAAUUUUAAAAAUAUGUAACCAUUACUCAAUGCUAAGUCCCUAAACCAGGGGUGUCAAACUCAUUUUAGUUCAGGGGCCACAUAUAGUGCAAUUUGAUCUCAAGUGGCCCGGACCAGUAAAAUCAUAGCAUAUAUAACCUAUAAAUAACAAGAACUCCA